Messenger RNA from Carya illinoinensis, 3583 nucleotides. RefSeq lists its product as uncharacterized. The record is from RefSeq and is a predicted model, not a curated record. The coding region runs from base 564 to 3278 and encodes 904 amino acids. The transcript has 3 exons. Lineage: Eukaryota; Viridiplantae; Streptophyta; Magnoliopsida; Fagales; Juglandaceae.
CGCGCCUCCGUGAUGUGACCACCUUAUUAUUUGGUAUCCCUUUUCAGCCAUCCGAUGAAGGGAGAUCGUUUACGCUGGCUCCUUCUCCCUCAGAUAUAGUGCUUGCUUUGACUGUAUGUUACCGCAUAAGAAACAAAUGAGCUCCAGCCAGAAUCACACUCACUCACUCACAGACUGACUCUCUCUCUAUCUGAAGGCUCUGUGGAGCUCUGGGUUUGCAUCUUUUUGCUAAUAUUCUCUACGGCUUUGGAGUUUGGGCAAGAAAAAGAGUCGCAUUGGGAUUACCAGCCGAUUAUUUCUUUCAUCUUUUCUCUUUACGACUCUUUUCCUCGCUUCUGAUCUCUGUAACGUCUCACCUUUCACUGACGCACACAUGAUGUACCGACGCGCUUUUCUUCAUCGAGCUGCUGGAGCUUCCGUUAAUGGUUGUUUCUCGCUUCUGCGUUUCCUACGCUGAGUCUGCUGAAAAAGAAAUAUUAAAGCAUUCCUUGUUGCAAGUUUCUGCAGAAAGAAGAAACCAAUAAUCGCAAAUACUGGUGGAGUCCCCAAAAGAUAUCUGGUCUAUGGAAUAUCCUUCGGAGCUUAAAAUCUACUCAAGUGAUCGACAAGCUGUAGGAACUUCUGAGACGCCCUUACUGCCCCAGACAUGCCGAGGAAUAAAGCUGCAAGGAAGAUUAAAACCUGAGAAGCCAAUUCUGUCAUAUCAUGAUUUUCAACAUGAAAUUACCAACAAUGCAAAGGAAUUCCGACCUAAAUCUUCUGAGAAUAUCCGAAAACAACAGAGUGGUAAGAAGGCAACGGAAGAAGAUGAACUUGUGAAGUACAUGUCAAAUUUGCCAAGUUUUCUGGAGAGAGGAGAGAAUCUCAAGGAGAAAGCUUUAAAUGUUGGGGUUCUUGACUGGAGAAGUCUUGAAAAAUGGCACUAUAGUAAUAAGCAGAUACCUGGUGAGAGUAGCCGCUAUUGGCAAUCUUGUAGCAGUACAUCAAGAUCAUUUUCAACAGAUGGGUCAUCUGCUCUUUCAAGCAAACAUGACAGUCGCUCUCCUGCUCAUCCUAGAAGGCGCCGUCCUUCAUUGCAUUACCAUCUGAUGGCAUCUCCAAUAGAAGGCCAUUCUCCAAGUCAUGAUGUCAAAGCCUUUGGGGGAAAUUUUGGAAAUUUUCAAGAUCUUAAACCUGCAAAGAGUAACAUCUUGAGUGGGCAGGGGAAGUUCAUCAGAACAGAUCAGCCUUCUUGUAAUCCGGUAAUCAAGCCAAAAGAGUACAAGAGAAAGGAUUCAGGCACAAAGAUUAAUCAAGAAAGUGGUUUUAUUGGAAAUAACCGGAAUUAUGAGGCAGCGUCAUGUACAAACUUGAAGACAAAGAUUCAAGAUGGUGAAAUUAAGAAGAGUGCAGAGAAGUUACGACAAGCAAAUUCAAAUAGUAUUGACCAUGAUGUCAAUGCAAAACGUGAAACUGCCGUUCUCAUUUUGCCAAAAGAUCUCCCCCAAAAAAAUAAUUCUAGAAUGUCCCAGUCGUCUGAUUCGACAACAUCUUUAGGUCGAAAAUUGGCAGAAGCAAGCCGAAGGAGCUUUACAGAGAGAUCCAAGGAGAUUUUCCAUGCAGAACUUUCUAGCAUCCCAUACUCGUGCCCACUGCCUUGUGAAGUUGACAAUGAACACUCUUAUUUAGCUGAUACAUCUAGCCCAAUUCCAUGGUCAGCUAAAGUAAGAAUCAGUUCAUCCAUAUCCCAGAAUUAUGGAGAGAAACAAACAAUCUUAACACCCACCAAUAGAAUAAACCAACCUUUGAAGGGGUUGGAUGUGAACAUCAACAAAUCUAUGGACGAAAAGGUACGAAGCUCUUCACCUUUCCGGCGGUUUAACAUUGGUUUGGGCAAGAUGAGUAAAAGUUUCAGCUCCAAAGAGGGUUUGGAUACGCAGCAUAUGAGCUCAACAUAUACUUUGUCCAAAUCUGGUUCACAGAAAAUUGGGGUGGAUAUGUCGAACAAUGAUAAACUCACCGCCACAGGCAGAGCCAGGUCCAGCCCUCUGAGAAGAUUACUUGACCCAUUACUGAAGCCAAAGGCAACCAGUUGCCAUCACCUUAUGGAGCCAUUACUGGGAGAAUCAAUAUCAAUGGAUAGAACUACUAAAAAUUUCAGCAAACAAUUGGAUUCCCAGGCCGUGGAUUCUGGCAAACCAAAAUUAGAUACAACCGUUAAAGCUUUUCUGCGAGUAGCAAUUAAAAAUGACCAGCCUCUGAUCACAUUUGCAGUUAACAAUGACAGUGAUAUUCUUGCAGCCACGGUGAAGAAGUUAAGUGUCUCAAGAAAGGGCGACUACAACGUGAUUUAUACCUUCUUCACGAUUCAACAAGUCAAGAAGAAGAAUGGGAGGUGGAUAAAUCAAGGAGGCAGAAGCAAAGGAAAAGGUCCUGAUUACAUUCCUAAUGUUGUUGCACAAAUGAAGGUUUAUGAUUCAGAGUUUUCCAAUUUGAUUGGACCGCCUUGUAUGGAUCAUUUCAGUACGAGAGAAUUUGUUCUUUUUUCUGUGGACCUAAAACAGGCAGAUCAUCAAACCUCUGACUUCCAGCCAAAUAACGAGCUUGCAGCUGUUGUUGUCAAAAUUCCAAAAAGUACCAAUAAAACUCCAAUCGGAGAUGGGUGUAAAAGCAAUAACCGCAAUGACUUGUUAGGGGUUGGUUCAAAAGAGUGUGGCAUGGGAUGUUAUUACAGCACUGGGGGACAUGUCCAGAAGCUGCCUUUCAAUGGUACUAGGGACUUUGUUACCCCAACAGUCAUACUUCCAAGUGGUGUGCAUAGUCUACCAAGCAAGGGAGGACCUUCAUCGCUGGUUGAACGCUGGAAAACUGGGGGAUUAUGUGACUGUGGAGGGUGGGAUUUGGGUUGCAAACUUCGGAUUCUUGCUGACCAGAAUCAUAUCAAUAACCAAUUGGAUUCAUCCAAAGCUUGUCCCAUAACAGAUAAAAUUCAACUAUUCUGUCAGGAUGAUGUUCAAGUAAAUCAGCCUUUCUUCAGUUUGGCCCCUUUCAAGGAUGGGAUCUAUUCGGUCGAGUUCAAUUCUUCAUUGUCGAUUUUACAAGCAUUCUCCAUUUGCAUAGCUGUAUUAGACAGUACGAAACCAUGUGAGCUUUCCCUACCCAGAGACUCUAUCAAAGAAAAAACUUGGGAGGAAACAAGAUUGAUACCAAGUGAAAGAAUAAGGACUCCAAAUCGAAUUGAAGUUGUUCCUGCAAGAUAUGCCUCAUAUCCACCCCUAUCCCCAGUUGGGAGGGUCUAAUGUGCAUAUCUUGCAGUUUAGGUCAAUAUUUUGUGUUGGCUUGAUGGGCAAUGUACAAAACCUACAAGGGUUUUGAUGUGGAUCAAAGUCAAUCUGUCAUUGGUGUGUUCAGCAAAGUAGAAAACGAUCUUUAUACUCAUCAUGCCCUCUUUAGUAGCCGGAAAAGUAUCCGGAGCACCUUAUUUGUUUUGUUACUUUUGACUGGGGAAGCAACAGCAAAUGUAAUAUGAGAGAAGCAGUCUUCUUCGAUUGUAAGUGUGCAUAUUAUGAGUAAAUGGUAUUUUGCUUUUCCCAUUGGACCCAAA